Lotus japonicus is the source of this 3697-nucleotide messenger RNA. RefSeq lists its product as uncharacterized. NCBI's taxonomy places the organism in Eukaryota, Viridiplantae, Streptophyta, Magnoliopsida, Fabales, Fabaceae. The transcript has 5 exons. The record is from RefSeq and is a predicted model, not a curated record. Bases 736 to 3513 code for a protein of 925 amino acids.
CAUUUCUUCUAGGAUCUUUCUUCUUUCUCUUUCUCUCUCCCAAAUCUUCUUAGAAUGCCCCUCUUGUACUACUGUAGAUCCAAAUCCCCAUUUUAUCCGCUUUUUGAUUUUUGGGUCGCUUCAGUUUUUCGCUUUCUUCUUCUCCGAUUGUUUCUCUGCAUAUAGUCAUUGUUGACUCUGUGUAUGUAAGCUCUAGUUCAAUUCAUCUGCAACAUUUCUGAAUUGUUUGUUUUGAUGGAUUACUCAUCAGUCAUCACUUUGAAAAAGCGAUUUCAGCUACUGGGUGUAUCAGAUUUUUGUUGGUUUGUUUGUUUUUCUACCUCAAUUGUUGGUUCAGUUUUGUUUUUGUGACAUGGGGUGAUUUUGAUUUAACUUGUUCCAGUUUCUGGCAAAAAUUGACCAGGUCAUUUUCUUCGUUUGAUUAUGGUGAUGGGUUUAAUUUUAAUUUGACUGGAUUUGUGUUGGACAUCUGGGUCUUAUUUGUUUGAGAGAUCUGUGUAUCAGAAACUUUUACCCGAUUCUUCACUUUUCUGUCCCCUUCCAGGAAUUGGACUUGAAUGCUCAUUCUGAUCGCGUUAUGCGGUUCUGUUUUAUGGAGAUAAUUGGUGCUGUGUUGAUUGUUUACCUCACAAUUUAUAAACUCUUCCAGCAUUGAUAUGUUGAUACUCUUUUUGAUGUUUUCUUCCCCUGAAAUCGCGGGAUAUCUUGUUUAUUGAAACCUCUACACUAUCAUUAAUGGCAUUACUGGAUGCAAACGUGCCAUGCAACGACUAUUUUCCAGGACAUUAUUCGACAAAGGAUGUCACUUUAGACCCUGAAGGCAGCACAUGGACCUCAUCUAAUGUUAAUAUUGAACUAAGGAAUGACCGCCACCAGAUGGGCUCCUUUCCAGUAUCAUCACCAUGUACCCCUUUAGACUACAACAAGGAACUCCUAAAGCAGACAAUACUCAACCAAGAAGCCAUAUUUAAGCACCAAAUUCAUGAGCUCCACCGUGUUUACCACAAACAGAGGGAAUUGAUGGAUGAAGUUAAAAGGAAUGAAGUAUACAAACAUAAUUUAAGAUUGGAGGCACCACGGUCAAGUUCCGCUUUGUCAUCUGAAAACACUCAAAAGAUGUUUUGCUUGCCAAGCCUGCCCUGGCCAACUGCUCAAUCUUCUGUUUUAAUUGCUGAUAGUGUCGAGUUGCUGAAAGGAAAAAGCAGACAAAUAUGUUCUGCGCCUGCUCCUGCUUAUGCUUCAGCUGAAACUGAUGAAUCUUUAAAAGACUAUAACCUACCAGAGUCCAAGUACAGAAAAGUUGGCAAGAAGUUAUUGGAUCUUCGACUUCCUGCUGAUGAGUACAUUAGUACUGAAGAAGAUGAAGAAAAUGGAAGGGUUACUGAAGUGCCCCAGGUUUCAGCUUAUUCUUUGACUGGAACUUCUCAGGCUGUCCGUGACAGUCAUGACAAAUCAUAUGGAACUAAUUCUAGAGGUUUUUCUGACUUAAAUGUACCUUUUAAGCCUGAAGAAGCACCAGCUGCAAAGUCUUAUGAUUUGGGAGGGCCUACACACCAAUGGAACAAUCCCUUCUAUGAUCCGUCAAGAACAAAAUUUGGAUCUCAAAAUUUGCCGAAUGAUGUCAUCCAGAACUUGAGAAAGAGAUCGUAUCUCGAAGCUUGCUCAGAUAACCCACUACUAGUACCACUCCGUGAGAACAAAAAUGAGUGGCUGUCCUCAGGGCAAAGUGGUGGUUUAUUGGAUUCUUUUGCCAAAGAUCAAAUCAACCGUGGACCUUGGAUAGAGAGAAUAUUUUCUAGCAGUGAGAGCUCUGCACAAACUCAAGGUCCCAACAGAAAUGGCUUGUUUGGACCAAGCAGUGCAUCGCAUACAUGUGCUCUACCGCAGCUUGUUUCUGGGGCUGACAUGAUAAGUUCUGAGAUUUCACCAACACAAUUAUGGAAAACACCUAGCCAACUAGCAGUUCAAGCAUCUUCUGCAUCAUCUGCAUCAUCAGGUCAAAUUUCUAAAUCAUUUAUGGGAAUUUCUGGGUUCACUGGAGUUGACCUUUAUCAGGGUACAAAUGUUAAAUCUGGCGCUGAUUUAGAAAGCAAAAACUGUCUUCUGAGCUGCUUUGACGUCAGGUCCAAGCCGUUGGAUCUUCCCUCUGUGAGUACUAAUGAUCUAAACAACUGUGACAACCAUGGUUCAUUAGAUCACCAUGAGCUUAGAAAGUGCGCUGAGGGUACCAAAGAUGUAGGGACUCCCAAGAACCUAAACCUUAAUAUGAUGCCUGCUGGUUGUUCUGAUUCAACAGCAUUUCAAAGCAUUCAGAUAGCAGUUGAAGAAAAUAAAUCUCAGGAUUCAUCAAGGGGGUUGAGUUGGCUCAAGGAAAAACCUAAAGGCGAAGGAAAACCCAAUGAAGAGAAUAAAAUCUCUACCCAAAUUGAAGUCUUCCAGAGCCAAUCCAAAGAUCAAAGUAUUGAACAAAUUGAGAAAGGCUGCAUUUCUGAUGACAAGUCACCCUGUAUUGAAGUGCCUGACUUCGGGAAACAGAUUCCUUCUGGUGAGCAUUUGAUAAAGAAUGAUCAGAAGAAACAUGAAUCUUUCGCAGGUCUGAUUGACCUAAAUUCAAGCAUUGUAGAGGAUGAGAAUAUGCCAAUUGAAGUUGAUUCUCAUGCACCUGCAAGUCCAGAGAACAAGGAAUGCUUGCCACCCAGAGGAGAAUCUGAAGAAAACCUGCUUGAGAUGCAGUCCCAAUUGACAGAACAAGAGGCUCCAGAGGCGCAAGAAGAGAAGCAAAUCAGAAUCGCAGCAGAAGCUUUGGUUUCUAUAUCAGGACUUGGGGCCCACAAAGAUCUCCACAUGACAACUUUUUCAUCAUCUGAACCUUUUUUGGGCAGUCCUCUUCACUGGUUUGCUGGCAUUGUUUCCGCCACAGUGGAUCAUCCUGAUCCUGAGAAAGAAACCGAGGUGGAUGCCAGUGAUAAGGCUAAUGAUCUUGAGGGGCUUCUGCCUGCUAAAAUGGAUUACUUUGAGUUCAUGACCUUAAAGUUGGCUGAGACAGAGGUAGAAGAUUUCUGCUGUAAGAGUAAGGACCUAACUGAGCAAGUAGGUGCAUCAUCAACUCCACCCACACAGCUGAGGAAAGGGAGCCGGACUAAUCGGGGCAGAGGGCGGCGGCGGAAGGACUUCCAAAGUGAAAUCCUCCCAAGCCUUGCUUCUUUGUCUAGGCAUGAGGUGACUGAGGAUCUUCAGAUGAUUGGAGGUCUUGUAGGUUCUGCUGGUACUCACUCAGAGGCUGGUUCUCAAAGAAGUGCAGGUAGAAAUGCAUUGGGUAAGGGAAGGAGAAGAUCCUGCACUUCAACCUCUAACAUCACAGACUUGCUGUUGACCUUGAAACAGCCAACUAGUUCUUCUAAAUUGGGCAUUGAGAAAAGAGGCCUAGUUAGUUGGGGAAAGAUAUGUAAGAAGCCAAGGGGAAAGAGGCUUCCUACUUCUAAUCCCAAGUUUCUUUUGAGGCAAAGUAUAUAAUUAAUUCUAAGAAGUUCAUGGACUGUUGAUGAUUUUUUUUUUUUAAGUUAUAGGAUGGUCUUGUAAAUGUCUUUAUAAACAAUCAUACAAGUGGUGUAACUGAAGGAUAGAAACAGUUAUUUCUUGGGACUAAAUGAAUUCUCUUCUCCCAUGUAGGAGAUGGUCUUAUAGCAUGUUUGAAUAA